GGCAAAGAAGAGGCAGGUGGAAAAAUAGAACUGUGUCUUGUUCAUGGUUGGAACUAGUAUAUUAUUCGUUCAGAAGGGUCUGAUUUGGGUUUUUAAUUGAGUAUAACGCGCUUUUUAAUUGCAAUAUAUUCUGUAACUCUGUUUUUUUCCAUUUGUGCUAUUUUGGGAUGUAUUUACAUAGUUAUGGAUACAGUGCUAAAUGUGCACUAGCAACCUCGAAGACUGAUGUAGUGUGCUUGCUGAUUAGGUCAUAUAGAGGGGUUUAUAACCUAAACAGUGAACUGUGGUAAAUUAAAAAAAAACUGAAUUGUAAAAUCUAGGCUAAAUUCAGCUACUUCUCCAUCUUGACAGUUUUAGCCUAAAUCUCGCGUUUAACCCCUUAAGGACCAAACUUCUGGAAUAAAAGGGAAUCAUGACAUGGCACACAUGUCAUGUGUCCUUAAGGGGUUAAAGGGACACUCCAGGCACCUAGACCACUUCUACCCAUUGGAGUGGUCUGGGUGCCAACUCCCACUACCCUUAACCCUGCAAGUGUAAUUAUUGCAGUUUUUUAUAAACUGCAAUAAUUACCUUGCAGGGUUAACUCCACCUCUAGUGGCCGUCUACUAGACAGCCACUAGAGGGCACUUCCUGCUCUAUAGCACAGAAAAGCACCUCCAGCGUCGCUCAAUUCCCCAUAGGCCGUCUACUAGACAGCCACUAGAGGGCACUUCCUGCUCUAUAGCACGCACCUCCAGCGUUGCUCAAUUCCCCAUAGGAAAGCAUUGAAAAGCAUUUUCAAUGCUUUCCUAUGGGGAGCAUGCGCAAAUGCCGCUCAUGCGCAUUAGGUCUCCCCGGCCCGUGGGCGGGAUCAGUCUCGCCCACCGGCCAAUGCAAAGACUGGGAGGAGCGGCGGCGAGAAGAAACCACCGCCGAGGGACAUCGGCAAGGUCUCAGGUAAGUGACAUGAAGGAAUUUUCACCCCUUCAGCAACCAGGGAUUGGGAGGUGGGAGAGAGAGGGGACCUGCAGUGCCAGGAGGAGUUUCCCUUUAAUGGUUAGUUCACACCUUUUUAAAAGGACAUUCCACUUCCCCUCUCCACCCCCAAAAAUCACUGUUUAGUUAUCCAAAUGAAAACUUGCAUGUAUUUAUUUAUGAAUUUGUUCAUUGUGUGUAUAUAAAAAAAACUGCCUGCAAAAAAAGAUCUGCUUGUCUGCUGCCUUUGUAAGCCCUCCCCUUCUAACCCUGCCCAUACAUUCUGUGACCGUCCAAUAACAGACUUCCCAAUGCAGCUCAAUGAGAAGUUUGUCUCAUUGACAGCUGGGGGUGUAACUAGGUUAAUUUCGAAACAGGUAAAUUUCUAUUGAAAUCUGCACUUUUUGUAAAAUUAAAGAAAUAAGACACACUCUUCACACAUAAAGCAUUUCAGCAAGCUAAAGUGCUUUAUGGUACUGGAGUGUCCCUAUAACUUUUCUUUUUUAAAUUUAUAAUAUCCGAUAGUGUAUUAGGUGCCCUCCCCCUUACAGCUAGUAGAGUGUUCACUGAUGUCACCCAGAGUAUAACAAUAUUGUGAUAUCCCACUAUAUAAUCCCCAUACCCCUGCCUCCAUUUUUUGUUUAUUAAGAUUCUGUAUUAGCUUGAGCAGCAUGUGGACAAUAUGAAUGAGAUUGAGGCAGGUAUAGUAUGGUAAACUGCGGCAAAGCUAAUAGUUGUGAUUUCACCAGCAAUCCAAAUAGGUUUAGGCUUAGACGCACUAGCAUUCAAGAUGUUAUGGAGAGUAUUCCAGGUCACAACAUCUAAUGCUUGGAUUUAUAGAGUUACGUGGUUUAGAAGACAGUCUAAUGGGAAGUUUUGGGGUAGUUGCAUUCUCUAAUAUCUAGAUUACUUUGGACCGAUAGGGGUACCUAACCAUAAUCCAACCCGACUCGUUCUCACCUAACCACUGCACUUGCUAUAUCCCACCCUGUAGUGAACACACUGUUGUGAUUAGCAAUGAAUAAAUGUAAUUUAUACAAUAGUCAAUUACCAGGUUAGUAAUCAAGUUUGGAUUGACUUGAUUUUUAAAAAAUAUUCUGUGUGAAGUGAGCUUUCCCAUUUAAACUACAAACGCCAUAUUUAACUAGACUUAAUUUCUGCUGGAUGUGGGUGUCUUCUUUGGCCAAAAUUAUGUUUUUGCUCAUUUACUAAGCUGAAUAAAAAAUAAAAAAUGAAUGAAACCGUUAAAAUGUUUAUUUUUUAUGCGGUAAUAGUUUAAAACAUAGGGUUUUAUUCACUAAAGCAGGAUUUGUAGAAUAGUAAGAAGGGAAUUGCAAGCUUUAGGUAAAAAGAAAAUAUUCUUGAAUUAGAUGAAAAAGCUUUCAAGCAAAAAAUAAAUAAAAAGUCCAUCCAUUUUCCACAAAGUCUGCUUCAUCCUGUGGAGCUGGUACUUCAUAAUUGCGAUUCUAUGUGGCACAUAACCCUUAUUUAAGGUUCUGUGAUGUACUGCUAAGAACUGAGAUAGUAAUUAACGUUAACCCUAUAAAGGCUAAUGACUGAGUAAUUUAUUGCAUCUGUAGCCACAGCUCAGAAUUCGAGGCAAUUAACAUCAACUGGCAUGGGUGAAUGGAAACAAAAGAUGAACACAAAGGGGGUUAUUAACUAAACAGGGGAUUUUGGGGCAAAUAUAGUGUACUGCAAGUCUGUGCAUAAAGGUAGAAGCAGUUACAAGAACAUACUCAACUCAGCGGUAUGUUUUCUAGCUCCACCAUCUUGGAAUACAUUUGCAAUUUCCUUGUCAAAUCCCCCAGUUCUGAAUUUAAUGAAUAAACAUCCUAGUAUCACAAUUAGUGAAUAAAAAGUGUAUAAGUAAAACAGAUUCAGCCUUUUGAUCUGUUUAUAUUGAAAAUAUAAAACAAUAUAAUUUAAAGAUGGAGCAGUUGGGGGGGGCGGAGCCUGACAGCUAUGCUGACCGGUCGCAUGCUGGAGAGGCUCCUGCUGAGUUUGGCCUUUUCAGCUGAAAUUCUGGACUCAUGGCUAACACUCAAAUAGUGUACUUUAGCCAAGUGUGCAGGCAGCUGUUGGCACUACCGUGGACUCUACGAUCGGGAGUUUUUAUACGAAGUUUGGAGCAUGUGGCGUACUUGGGAGAGGAGAGGGGCAGACGGCUGCUGCCCUGUUCUUAUGCGUGGCUGCCACUCAACAGCCCUGUGACACUCCUCACAAGCCUCGGAUCCCUUCCCAUCCCAUGGACCAGCGGUCGUUAUUCUGGUCCCCACUGGACGGAGCCGGCGCUAUGCAAACUAUCCUUGCAGAGCUUACCUAGCAUCGUGGCCUACACUCCUAUUACCAGUACUCAGGGGCGGACUGACCACUCGAGCACAUCGGUCAUGGACCAAGGACCCGAGACAGCUAGGGGCCCGGCCGCACAGCCAUGCUCUAGCUAGAGAGAACAGAGAUCUCUCCAACUGGAAUGGCAAACUAAAAAAAAAACUCUUCCCCAGCAACCUACUGUUCUGCACAUUACCCUCUCCUCCCUCCCAUUAAAUGAGACCUAGUAGCAUUACCUGCUCUCUGCCAGGUCUCCUUCUUCCUGUCCCAUGCGGCACUCUGUAUGAUUGGAGAGGCGGGGCUAGGAAGUGCCUGUACUCUCCUCACACGCAGAGCCCUCUCACAGCCAGCGGGGGGAAGGAGCAGCAGCCUGCCACAUCUGGCAUGGUGAAUGUGGGGAUAAUGAAGGAUUUACCUGUGGCAGUAUUACUAGGAAACAACUUGGGACCCUUAACCUAAGCCUAUGUCCCCAGGGAACCAGCAGAAGCCAAACCUGUGACCACACGUCUGCAAGCUUGAACGGCAGGAACUGGCCCACAUGCUGCAAAGACUCAGGUAAGAAGCGAACCCCCGACUGUGACGGUAGACCUGACCCCGUUAGAAUUGGACACCCCAGAGGAGUUUGGGAGGGAAACCCGGGAAGACCCUACCCUUCACAAGUAUAGGGCUAAGGCCGACACUGAACAAUGGGGGUUAGAGGGAGAGAGAUUUAUCUGGGAGCAGGAUCAGUUAUACAGGUUAAUCGAGACCCACAGUAAAGGGGCAGCCCCAUCCCAGAAGCAACAACUUAAAGUUCCUAGGAAAUACCGGAGGGAUCGGGCAUGACAUCCCUUUAGCCGGACACCUUCGCCGGGAGUAUCAAAGGAUGUACAUCGGUACAGCAAAACUUGCAAUACCUGUCAGCGAGUAGGGAAGAGCGGGGAUCACCCCAAAGCUGUCGACCUGGUGGGGCCCCUACAGAGACCCAGUCCAUCUGGUAAGAAAUAUAUACUUACCAUGGUGGACUAUGCUACCCACUAUCCAGAAGCAGUCACUCUCACACAUAUCCAGGCAGACACUGGUGCCGAUGCACUGGUAAGGAUAUUUGCCAGGCUUCCCCAAGGAAAUCCUCUCUGACCAAGGAACCCAAUUUACUGCGCAUCUGACCAACCAACUGUUGAUCGUAUGCGGCAUCAAGCCCAUCCAAAGUGCCCCCUACCACCCCCAUACUAACUGUCUCUGUGAGCAGUUCAACAGCACUCUCAAACAGAUGUUGAGAACCUUCGCUGACAAUCACAGAGACUGGGAGAGAUUUCUACCGCACCUUCUCUUUGCAUACCGAGAGGUGCCACAGGAAUCUACUGGGCUUUCACCUUUCCAAAUUGCUCUAUGGGAGAAGAUUACGCUGUCCCCUUGAUCUCAUUAGAGAGCACUGGGAAGUGGAGACGGAACACGAGGGGACACCCAUCGUAACUGUAUGUUCUGUCAUUCCGGGACCGCAUGGAGCAGUUGGCCAGGAUGGUAAGGGAGAACCUCUAGGCGGCCAGGGGUGACAGAAAGCCUGGUACGAUAGAGGGGCCUGGCAGCGUACGUUCCAGGUGGGACAAAAGGUACUUGUGCAAAAGCCAGUCUGAGAAGGAAUGUGGAAGGAGAUACAUGAGAUGCUACACCUAGGGGUUAUCAAGCACUCUGAUAGCCCCUGGGCUUUGCCUGUGGUCCUCGUACCAAAGAAAGAUGGGACCAUCUGGUUCUACGUGGACUACAGGUGACUGAAUGAGCGGACCACCACUGAUGCAUAUCCAAUGCCCCUUUUAGAUGAACUGUUAGAUCGUAUAGCCAGGGGACGUUAUCUGACCACCAUCGACUUAUGCAAAGGCUAUUGGCAGAUUCCCCUUGCCAAGGAGGCUAUCCUCAAGUCGGCCUUCGUCACCCCGUUUGGCAUGUACUAAAUUAGGGUCAUGUCAUUCGGGAUGAAGAACGCCCUGGCCACCUUCCAGCGUAUGGUGGAUAGGCUCUUCGAUGGCUUCCAGGAUUUCGCCUGUGCGCACAUGGAUGACAUUGCGAUCUACAGUGAGUCCUGGGAGUAACACAUGGUUCAUGUAGGGGUAGUACUGCAAAAGAUUCGGGCCACCUGGGUAUGGCAGAGGUUCAAUAUUUGGGACACCGGGUGGAGUGUGGGAAGCAGCAGCCAGAACCCACUAAGAUAGAAGCGGUCGCUAACUGGCCCGCACCAAGACCCAGGUGUUGGCCUUCUUAGGGAUCGCUGGGUAUUACAGACGCUUCGUACCAGACUACAGUACUCUAGCCAAACCCCUGACUGACCUGACGAAAAAGAGUUUACCUAGGCAGGUCCUGUGGUCUCCCACUUUCCAGUCUUUUAAACAAGCUCUAGUGGAUGCUGCUGUCUUGGCUGCCCCAGUCCCUAACAAAUGUUUUAUUGUGCACACGGACGCUUCCAUGUUCGGACUGGGGGCAGUUCUAAGUUAAGAUGGAGGAGAACACCCUGUCGCGAAUCUCAGCAGGAAAUUGUUACCCAGGGAGGUGAGCUACGCGGCAGUGGAAAAAGAGUGCUUGGCAUUGGUUUAGGCUUUAAAGAAAUUGACUCCUUACUUGUACGGACAAGAAUUCACCUUGAUUACUGACCACAACCCAUUGAUAUGGCUUAACCGGUUCGCAGGGGACAAUGGCCGAUUACUACAGUGUAGUUUGGCCCUGCAAACCUACAACUAUACCAUACACUACCGGCCCGGGAAGCAAAAUGGCAACGCCGAUGGGUUGUCCCGUCAAACAGAGCUCACCAACUGACUAAACCACGGUCAUCCCCAAGUUGACCCGAAAAAGGUCAAACCGGGUCUGCCGGAGUGUUCCACAAGGAGGGAGCACUGUGAUGGAUUCCCCUAUCCCUGGAUUGUCAUCCUUUUAAUUUUGACUUAUUUGUUACACAGGGUGGUUCGGUGUAUGGGAUUCACUGAACACCUGGGACCCAUGUAGUUCACAUACCGAAUAAACUGCCAAAUGUCCAGACCACCCAGAGGAGUCGUGUGUUGCUCAUUGACCCUUUUGACCCUUGUUCUCACUUCGGCAACCGCAAUUAUCACAACGUUGGUGUACUGAGACCCCAGCCGACUCUAGGUGCAAGAAGAUAGUUCUUCCACCGCACCAACACUUUCCGCUGGUAUCCCUGCCGCUUGUAAGGUUAGAGUUUUAUGGAGUGUUCAUCUGAGCAGUGUGUGUGUGACUUUAGGAGUGCAAUUGUGAGGGGUGUCCGUGUGAGUGUAAGGCAGGGGUGUAUGUGCGUAGAGUAUAAACCUGUGAGUGUAUUAGAAAUUUGUCUCAGGGUGUAUGUGAAUGAGGAAUGUAAUGAAAAAAAUUAGCAAAGUGUAUGAGAAGUUUAUUUAUAUGAUGCAAGUGUUUUUUGUGCAUCUGUUUGAAUUCCCCCACCUCCUUUGGUGCUCUUUUCACCAUGCUCCACCAAUUUUGUAUUUACAGCACCCACCUCCUUGUUUCCACAUUAUCUCCUCUAUUGUCUGUCACACUUUGCCUCUCCAUCACCCUCCUGUGACUCUCUACUGUGACCUUCACAACUGUAACAUAUCAUACUCCUUUUUACAAAGCACUCCACUUGUGUCUUCCCCACAUUUCUUUCCCAUCCCUGACAAUUUUCUAACCAAAAAAUGUAAUCUUCUGCCCCCUUUCUUUAACCUCACAUGUCUGUAUACACACAGAGAGAGAGGCCAUGUGUGCCUCUGCUCCACCCAUUAAUUCCACAUGUUUCUCCGUGUUUCCAUCCCCUAUUAACCAUCCCCCUGCUUUUCAAUCAUUUCUUUCUUUUUUCUAUUGCUGUACCCAUAUAAUCCUUUUACCAUAAUUUUCUCCCUCUGAUUGCUCCCCUAAAUCUCUUCCAUGAUCUGCUCCUUACAUUGUUUUUCUCUUUCCAUGACACUCCUUGCCUCGCUUCUAUUUUUAUCCUGCUUUCCCCAACUUUUCUCUCCCCCUUUUUUUUUUGUUGUGCACAAAAUGAACAAACAGCCUCGGUACACCACAAUAGCAGUAUCAAGGUAUAAAGGAAUACAAUAUGCAUGAAAGAUUGUAACGUUUUAAAAUUAGGCACGUUUUUUAGUAUUAAGUAGAGGAUAGUUAGGCUGGAUAGUAGGUUUUAGUGUGAUGUGCUAAAUAAGUUGAGCUGACGUUAAGUAUUAUUUAAGUAGAUCACGAGUAGUCUGAUAUGUGUUAGGUAGCGUACACAUUAAUUAUACAAACUGCGGGCUAAUUUAAACACAUUUGCUAGGUAGGAAGAGGGUAACAAACCACUGGCACCCAUACCGCCCUGCCAAGACUUAGGUAUGUAAGGUAAGCGUGGUAAAGUAAAUGAAAAACAAAGGCAUAAACAAAAGGAGUUGAGGCACAGAACCCAUUGAGUAUUUAGGUGGGAAUUAUACUCAGGAGAACCUUAGGACCCGCUAUCUACACCAUGAUUUCUCCUGGUUGUAUGUAAUGGGAGUGUGGGGGAGUUAGGCAGGUUAAAUACUAUGCAAUGUGGGUCGUAUUAGACAGGCUGAUUUGGACACUGCAGUGUGUGUCCUGGCGUAGAGGGAGACCCAUGGCUGAGUAAGGUCCUGCAACCCCAGCUAACCAAUUUCCAUCGGUGGCGGUAUAAAGUUCCUGUCAGUGGAGUGCCCGAUCAGGCAUAAGAGACAGGGUCGGAGUGUGAGCUGCAGUGACAGCCUGCAAGGCCUUAUCUGUCCCUGAUGGGCCCGGGUAGGCGCCUGCACGUCGUGUAGCUCGCCUCAUCACUGGAGGUUGCGGUUCCCCUUCCAUGUUGCUCUACCAUGCGAUGGAUAAGAUCCCUCUCAGGGCGUGGGUUGUGCCGACGGUGAAGGCUCACAGCUGGACCAUGAUGACGGCACCUGACAGCCCUCCUCCGCUUCUUAACUUUCUGCCGUGUGGUAGGGUUCUGCCUAGCAGGCUGUGGCUUGGCAUUGCUCCGCUCAAUGUGAGCUUGGAUCCCGGGGCUCUGUGGUUUACGGAGAGCCUUCCGGUUACUUGAGUGGCUGGGCUGCCGCUGCUGCUUUGUUUUCCGGUGUCGUAGGUGAGACUUGAAAGGGAAGUCUGUGCUGUAAGCACCUCCAAAAUGCUUGGCAGAUUUGCUCAAACUGGAUCUCAAAGUGCAGUCUCCAUUGCUGGAGCUCUGGGCCCUCUUUAUUUUGCUGGGAGUGCAGCGUGGCGGCCAUCUUAGGUGCUUCGUGGGAUCUGCUGCAAGGCAAGAUUUUCCCUUGUUGCAAGUGAGUAUGACCUUCCAGCGGGGACUGGGAUAUCCCCCACCGGUCCAUAGGGGGGGUAGCGGGAGAACAGGAGAGCCGCUGUGCGGUGCGGACCCCGUGUUGGGAGAUCGGCCGCCUCCCCCGGCAUCCAGGUCACUAUCCUUGCUAGGCCUCAGACGCAUAUCGCGGUAAUCAGCAAUAAUAGUUGCUUGUGUGGCACCAAAAGAUUCAGUGGCCUUCACCUGUCUACUGGUAGCCCUUUUGUAGCGUUUUCUGGGCUAAGCUGUGCCGUUUUUCCACUGUAUUAGUCAAGCUGAGCGGGAGCUGUGUCUACAUGCGUCUGCUCAGCUCAGCGUUCAAGCUCCGCCCCCAUUACUCUUUUUACCUCUCUCUGCUCCCUGAUGUAUCUCCCCAUCUUCCCAUUUUUAUUUCCUAUCUCUCUCCUGCUUCCUGUUGUCUCUCCCCAUUUCCCCCUUUUUUAUUUCCUACCUUUCUCCUGCUCCCUGUGGCAGGCUGCUGCUCCUUUCCCUCACUGGCUGUGAGAGGGCACUGUGUGUGAGAAGAGUACAGCCACUUCCUAGCCCCGCCUCUCCAUGCACAGAGCGCCACGUGGGACAGGAAGAAGGAGACCUGGCAGAGAGCAGAUAUAGCUGCCAGGUCUCAUUUAAUUGGAGGGAGGAGGGGGAAAUUGUGCAGAACGGUAGAUUGCUGGGACCCUGCGCUUCCUCAGAGGCCCCACAACCUAUCGAUGGAAGAAGUUUUUUUUUUUUAAUUUUGCCGUUCCAGUUGGAGAGAUCUCUGAUCUCUCCAGCUGGAGCAUGGCUGUGCGGCCGGGCCCCUGGCUGUCUCGGGUCCUCGGUCCAUGACCGAUGUGCCCAAGUGGUCAGUCCACCCCUGAGGAAGUAUGAAGAAAGAAUGUGUGGUUUAUAGCCAGGGGAGGUGUGGAUCUAUACACCAAAACCAUUUUAUAAAGCUUUGGUGUUCAUGGGAAUGUUCAAAGUUUGUGAUAUUUUUUUGAAACUUCCAGAUCUUUGUCCCAAAGUGUUUUUUUAGGUCCUUGGACUUUGUGGUGCUGUUUCUUCAAAUCACCUUUCUACUACAUUCUGGGGUCUUGGUACUUUAUUACCAUCUUAUUCAGUGGGUGCAUUCCGAGUAGCACAGUUUACAUACAUAUACUAUAAUUGCACUAUAUUGUUAAUCUUUCUUUCUAUAGAGUUACAAUUGUAUCUCCAUUGAAUAUAUUAGAUAUUGGCUGUUUUGAGGGGGACAUCAUCUUUGAAAUCCCCAUGAAAAGCUGUAUAUUUAAACAUAAGUCUUUCGUGUUUCUAUUAUACCCAACACUUGGGUGGUGAAGAUGUGAGAUAUAUAUUAUGGGGUCUUCCUGAAAUAGAUAUGUUUAUUUUGAGAUCAUCUUAGCACACAGGUGGGCUCUGUCUAACUUAUGAUGUGACGUCUGAAGGAAAGUUUGCUCCAGAGCUUAUUUAGGAGUUUCAUAACAGGUUUAAGGACCAUAUGCAAUCAAUGAAUGUCUGUUAUGUAAAACAAAUAUCAAUACAAUUACAUUUUUAAUUCCAUCUUGCAGCAUUAAAACAUUCUGGAGCACUCUGCACAAUUCUUAGUUUAACUAAUGUAAGUUAAACCUAUGUAAGUAGAGUUUUACUUCUUACCUGAGGUAUGUCAGGCACCACUGCUCGCCUUGUCCUUUCAACUGUGAGAGUCGGAAGCUCCUACUCGGAGCUUCCAUUACCUCUCCCGAGUUAAGCCUUGCAGUUCAGGAUCAACCUAUUGACUGAGCGCAUCAGUUAAAGAACCACUAUAGUGCCAGGAAGACAUACUCGUUUUCCUGGCACUAUAGGGUCUCUAGGUCCUCCCCACCCUCUGGGUCCCCCUCCUGCUGGGCUCUAGAGGGUAGAAGGGGUUAAACCCUUACCUUUUUCCCCCGCCGGGCUCCCUCGGCGCGGGGAACUCUCCUCCUUCUUUUCGCUGUCAUCGGCUGAAUGCGCAUGCGCAGCAAGAGCCGUGCGCGCAUUCAGCCAGUCCAUAGGAAAGCAUUCUCAAUGCUUUCCUAUGAACGCUGGCAUCUUCUCACUGUGAAUGUCACAGUGAGACAACCACUAGAGGCUGGAUUAAGCCAUAGGUAAACAUAGUAGUUUAUCUGAAACUGAUAUGUUUACAGCAAAAAGGGUAAACCUAGAUGGACCUGGCACCCAGACCACUUCAUUAAGCUGAAGUGGUCUGGGUGCCUAUAGUGGUCCUUUAAAGGACCACUAUAGUGCCAGGAAAACAAACGUGCAUAUGGCACUAUAACGUCUUUAGGUCCCCCCCAACCUCAGGGUCCCACUCUUGCCGGGCUUAAGGGGGAGGAAGGGGUUAAACACUUACCUUUCUCCAGUGCUGGACUCCCUCUGCUCUGGGGAACUCUCCUCCCUCUUUCGACGUCAGCACUGAAUGAAGAGCCGCACGCGCAUUAAAUUGGUCCAUAGGAAAGCAUUUCUCAAUGCUUUCCUAUGGACGUCAGCGUCUUCUCACUGUGAUUUUCACCGUGGGAAGCGCCUCUAGUGGCUGUCAGUGAGACAGCCACUAGAGGCUGGAUUAACCCUAUUGUAAACAUUAGCAGACCCUCCCACCUCCUGGACAGCUCACUAAUAAUGCAGCUUCACAAUGAAUGUAAAAUGGAUGCUGUCCAGGAGGUGGGAGGGUCUGCUGCUGAUUGGCUGGAAUGUGUCUGCUGACUGUGAGGUACAGGGUCAAAGUUUACCGCAUAUGUUCGCCAUCCGCGGAACCGUUCGGCGAACCGUUCGGGACAUUACUAGUAAACAUAGCAGUUUCUCUUAACCCUAGAUGGACCUGGCACCCAAGACCACUUCAUUGAGCUGAAGUGGUCUGGGUGCCUAUAGUGGUCCUUUGAUUGCUUUUAGCCAAUUAGAUAAGCCCUGCAGCUACAGUUAGACCCCUGAUAUGAAGUAAAAUCAUUUUACAACAGUUUAACUAUUUAUGUUGGGUGGCACAAGGGCACUCCUGGCAUCAUAAUGGUUAUGGUACUUGUAGUGUUCCUUUAAAGAGGAAGGAAACUAGUAUAAUUUAUGAAUGACCCCACAUUUUUAUUUUAGCUUUAGGUGCAUAAAUUAAAAACCAUUCUGGAUAUUACAGGCCUUAGCAUAGCAGAUAGCAGGAUUUGACAACAAACUUGCAUUAUUUGCAAAAAAUAUACUUAUUUGCCAUACAAUUCCUGAACAAAAUCACUUCCAAAGCUUAUUGCGACACCCCUCAUCAAUAGUAACAACUACCCAUAAUAUUUAACUACCUGAAAAGCUGAUGUGAUGGAUGUCCUGAAACCCUUGAUUUGCUUGCAGCACCAUUUUUGUGACUGUUUUCUAUGUACAUAGGCAUCUCUGUAUUGUGUAGCUAUAUUAUAUUUUAUUGUAUUAUACAAGAGCAAUGUGUGUGUCUGUAUAUGCAGCUAGUGUGAAAUGUAUUUUGUACAUUGAUUACGCUAAAUCCUGUACUGCAAGUGACUACCUGCUGUGGGAGCCAGCAAGUCUACAAGCAAUCUGCCACAGCAAAGGGCUGUCUAUGCAAUGUUUUUUUACUGUAUGCUGUAGUCUAUGAAAGAUGGCUGUUUUGUACAAUAAACAGUCUGAGUUGUCAAGAAUUAUCUUGUUGGUGUCUUCAUUGAAGUCUCACAGGAUAUGGCUAUUCAUUGUCCUCUAUACAGUAAUUAAUAAUAGGAGUAGUGCCAGAGGACUACAUAAAUAGAAUAUCAUAUAGUAACCAGACACCAGUGCAGUAUAUCCUGUAUACGCUACCAAAGAUGAGUCCUAGGAAUUAGUGGAGCAGUUUAGUGGGUUAUGUAAAAAGAAUACCCACAGAUGAUAUUAGGCCGUAUUGUCCGCCCCUUUAUUGCCGUGAGCCUUCUUUUCUCUAUGUUUUUUUUGUUUUGUGUUUUAUUGAGGUUAUGCAACGCUCAAACAACUCAUCACAAUAUAUGAGAGUCAAGGCAAAUAUUGGAUAUGUCACAGUGUCGUAUACAAGCAGCCAUAAUAUAGUCAGAUACAUUACUAGACAACACACAAUGUCAUGUAAUAUAUCUACACCUCAUUUUAUAUAUUUAAGAUGUGGAAAAGAUAAGGCAAAUUGAGCAAUGCACAAGUAACAGUAUAAAAGAACGUGGCAGAAAUGUUUGCACGGGUAUGCUUCUAGUAAACGCUCUUGCCAUAUCAUUUGAUUAAAGUGUGGAGAGUGAUGUGCAUUACCCUUUACACUCUCAAAUGCAUAAUUCUUACAUAAGAAUUUACAUCUUCUUAGUGGUAACAAUCACCCUACAAAGAGUAAGUCUUACAUUCACAGGCCAGAUUACAGGGGGACCAUGCUUCAAUCCUCUUUAAGAUGCUUGAAUAUUUUCCGUAGAGUGGUACCGAUAUAUGGCUGCUUAACAAAAACAUCCUGUGUCAAAAAUAUAUUAUUGAUGAUAUUAAAGCAGAGCAGCAUUAUUUAAAAAUUAAUGGUCACAUUGAUACCAUUAUGGGCUCACUCUGCCCAGCCAAUAAGGCAUAUUUAAGAGGUAUAUUUAUUCAUAUAUAUAAUUGUAUGUAUUAAUAUCAAAAUACACUUAGAAUGAAAUUAUAUAUGUUUUGAUUCAAAAUGUAAUUAUAAAUUAUGUAUAAUUACAUUAUUUUUUUAAAAUUAAUUAUAAGUUGGUAGAUCUGCCUGACAACUCCAGCAGUCCUUCUGCAGUAAAUCUGCAAAUCAAGCUGAUCCGAGUCGUGUGAUUGCGGUGUCAUUGCGGUAACAUGAUGCAGAUGGGUGGGAUUUGCUGCAGAUCGACUGCCUCGAUUGUCAGUAUCUGGGAAAAUGGCGUUCUAUGCUGCUCCAUGGCGUUAAAGACCACAUUUUGGAGGACGGCAUAGGACACCCUUUGUCAAUAAGGGGUUAAAUAUUUUUCUUGUCUGAAAUGGGUAAGAAUAAAGAGAUACUCUAAGCACAAAAAAAAAUUCAUCUUAGUGAAGUGGUUUUAUUGCCUAUGCCAUGUCCUUUUGUGCGGCAAUGUGAACAUAUUGGCAGUGUUUACAUUUAGCUACAACCAUGCCACUAGUGACUGUUAGACUGACAGCCGCUAGUGGCGCAUUGUACUUAAGACUUUAAAUAAUUGAAAGUCUUCACAUUCAGUGUCAUCGCACUAAACAUGGUGCUACAGAAUGCUGUGAAUGCUUUCUCUAUGACAAGCAUCCAAUUAAUUGAGUAUGGCAAUUACUGCACACAUCCAGUAUGCGUACCUCUUAACAUUUCAAAUGGACAAAGAGGGACACUUUAAUUUUAGAGGUGUUUAAAGACACAUUGCUGUGCGUAUUAUUAUAGUGAUGCUCUGGUGUAUAUACAGACACAUCAACAAUAUCAAGGACAUGGUAUAACCACGAGUGACUCGGUUGUCACCGUCAAGUCCCCUUUCCCUUGUGUUUAUAACUCAGAGUGAUUAAAGCUCCUUGCUGCUGUGAUAUAGCUGUCUCACUCAAACACUAACCGAGACUUAGUGAAGGGUGAAGAAAACUGGCUCAUUGUCAUACAGAUCCCACUUUUUUUACUUGGGGCCUCUAAACAGGAGGCCCCGAGGGAGAGCAAAGGAUUUGCGGCAUCCUGGGGCCUUGGUGUUUGUACCAGAACAAAUAAUUUAAUUAGUAGCUAGACACCUUGGCUCAGCGGUAAAAAAACCUACAAUAACUGGGGUUCCCGUGCCCACAUCCCUACAAUAGUGCCAUCCCUGAGAAGCUGUCUUCUGAACACCCAGUCUGUCCAAGAAGACUCAUUCGGAGUAUGGAAGCGGUGUCACACUUAUUUAUUAUUGUGAAACAAGACCUUCUAUACUCUAAGAUUUUACUCUUUUAUGUGCCAAAGACCAGCAAAUUUGGCAGAAAAAAAGAUCAGUGAAACAGCACUUUUGAAGAAAAAUGGUGAUGUAAAUAUUGAUAAAACAAUAGCGACACCACAAAAACCAAACAAACACAAAUUUUUUUCCUUAUAUUCAUGUUUGUUCCCCCAAGAACAUCAGAAAACCUAUUUGUACUGUAUUUCCUACCACUAAGAUGUUAAUAACUCCUUGGGAUAUCUGAAUAAGUCAAAAUGCUGUGUUAAAAGGACACUAUAGUCACCAAACCAACUUUAGCUUAAUGAAGCAGUUUUUGUGUAUAGAUCAUGCCGCUGAAGUUUCACUGCUAAAUUCUCUGCCAUUUAGGAGUUAAAUCCCUUUUGUUUCUGUUUAUGCGGCCCUAGCCACACCUUCCCUGGAUGUGACUGACAGAACCUACAUAAAAAAGUUUGUUUUCAAUCAGAUGUUAACUUACUUUAACAGUUUUUAUUUCCUGUUCUGUAAAUGUAACUUCUAGUAAGAGAGCAGGAGAUGAGAAAUUCUAAAUAAAACAGAAUUUGCAAUAAAGGAAGUAUAAACAUUAGAUGACUCUUUACAGGAGGUGUUUAGGAAGGCUGGGUAAGUCACAUGAACGGAGGUAUGAUUAGAGCUGCAUAAACAAAGUGAUUUUUUUUUUUUUAUAAUUCUUUAUUUUAUUGUGCAUGAAUUUGACAAUCAAGCUUGCCGUGCCACAACAGCUUGGGCAAACAGAUUAAAACAUUAAUAUACAUAUGAAUGGCACGUGAUAUUACUGCACAUUUUUGUUAAAAUUACUUCAUUGCAGAACAAGAAAAAACAGUCUAGGCCUACAGUUGCUAGAAUAUGUGGUGUGAUUGGAGUGUGCUCAGCUAUGCCCUGUUGUUAGUCCACACUGACUGUAAUAUAAGUGUACUGUGGUUUUGAGGUGGGUGGUCCAAUGUGUAAGUGAGUAGGCUAUCCGUCUUGUCCCUUGGAUAGGUUAGAUUUAGUUUGUUCACCGUGUGUUGCGCGGUGCGUUCCUAGCCCUAUCAGGUGGAGUUACGGGUACAUAUUCGGUAUGCCACUGGGGCACAAUAUAUGUGUAUGGCCGGUCGGUGUGGCGGGGGGGGGCAGGGAGUUAGCUAGCUAGUCAAUUGUCCCAAGGUGCGGGCUACUGCAGGCAUUAGGUUCUAUUGGGCUAGUACUCCAGCAGGUAGGUUGUCGCAGCUUUCGAGUGUGUCACCUAGAGAGUAGCCCUCUUGGUGUGCCGUGAUAGCAGCGUUGUGUUAUAGAUGUUUGGUGAGGAUGCAUGCUGGUUCGUGUGCUGUGACUAUUGCUGUGAAGGGGGGGUGUGCUGCUUGGAUUUGGGAGCUGGUUUAUCGUUCCCGUUUGGGUGGAGUAGCUAUUGAAUCGCUCUAGGGCCCCUGAGUUGGUGGGGGGGUAGUCGGGUGGUGUGUCUGGCAAGAAGUGGUGUGGGGACGUUAGUAGGUUAUAGUAGCCGGAUGGCUUUGACUGAACAUGCCUACAUAAAAUUUUAACUUUAUGACUAUGUCAACAUUAAGAGGUAUUAUCGCCUGCCAGUCCUUCGGCACUUCCCUCUACCAGAGGGGUAUUGUGAGCCCGGGUCUGGUUGGGGCGUCUCAUCCUGUGUCGGCUUCAUUGCGAGGUACAAAGGGGACUAUGUUGGAUAUGUCCCAGGAAUGUCCAGGUUUGGCAGUGUCGGGCUUGUGCCGGUUGAGCCCCAGGCUGUGGAGGAAUGGGUCGGCGUCAGCAGCUGAGGUGAGUCGGCGGGUGGUCUCGCCCUGUGUGGCUACGAGUGUGUGGGAAGGGCCCCAUCUGUACUGGAUGCCUGCUUCUCGAAGGGUCUUGGUGACCUGGCUGAUAGAACGUCUCCACUCCAACGUUGCCCUGCAGAGAUCCUGGAGAAAGGUUAGUUGGGAGCCCUCAAAUUUGAGCGGGCUCUUGUUCUUGAUGGCGUCCAUCAGUGCUUGUUUGUCGCGUAGGGACUGGAAUCUCAGGAGGACAUCGCGGGGAGCGUCUGCUGGAGCCCUUGCGGACUUGGGGAGUCUGAGUAUUCCAUCUAGUUGCAGGUUCUUCGCCUGUUUGGGGUGCAGGGUCUCCGACAGGAGGCGCCUAAUAAAGUGGGGUAGCUCCGUGUCGUUGACAGCUUCUGUGAUGCCUCUUACUUUUAUGUUGAUUCGUCUCCUAGAGUCGUCCAUCGCAUUGACUCUGGCCUGCAGGGCCUGGUGUGAGCCUUGGAGUUGUUGUAGUCGCUCUGUUGCGUCUGUCUGGCAUUGUGCCAUGGAGGUGAUAUCCUCCUCUGUGGCCUUCACCCUGUCCGUCACGGCUGUUACCUCCUCACGGAGCAGCGCCAUAUCCGUGCGGAACCAUGUGCGCAGGUGUUUCAGAAGGCCCAGGAUGUCUCCCUUCGUUGCGGGAGCCCCCAGGUCCCCUAAUUGCACGGUGGAGAAAGGGUCAUCUGCCUCAGGUAUGGCAUCUGGGGAGUCCAGUGGGUCUUCGUCCGAGGAUAGGCCUGGGGAGUCUGGCGCUGCCGCCAUUUUGGUUUUAGGCCUCGCCAGGAAUAUGUCUCCUAUUCGACGCGUGCCGUCGUCCGAGGAUGCUUUCAGCUUCUUUGAUCGUUUCCCCAUAUUGUUGUGCAGGGGUAUGCUUAGUUUUCGGCGGUGCACCGUCUAUUUUGUAGUCGUUAGCUAGGUUAUUUGCCGCUUUCAGCUCGGAGCUCAGCCGACAUGCGACUUCUCUCCAUGAAGGUCAGGCCCCGCCCCAUAAACAAAGUGAUUUAACUCAUAAAUGGCAGAUAAUUGAGCAGUGAGACUGCGGGGGAAGAUCUAUACACCAAAACUGCUUCAUUAAGCUAAAGUUGUUUUGGUGACUAUAGUGUCCAUUUAAAUUCUACAUGCCUAUUCAAUCCCCUUUAACCACAUUACUCUCCAUAGCCUCUCACCUUUCACUCAUGUUAGUGGAGAAUUUUAAUCUACCCUUUAGGUAGAAAAUAUGUUGCCAGGAGUGCCCUAGUGCCCUCCUAUAGUAAUUUGUUUUACCUUUAUAAAAUGGUUUGAUAACUUACCUGGGUCUAAGCAGGAAGCAGCAGCACCAGCCCCUGCUUUUGGACUUGCCACAAGGACAAUCAGGUUAGGUCCACUGAGGUAAACAGGGCCACCCAUACUGGGAGAGAGUCAUGACCUAAGACUGUGGUGGAAUCUCGGUAAAAAUAAAUUUAGUAGGCCGAGAUUACCACGUGGCAUGUGUACGUGCAUAUGCUGACGUAUCGAUCAGUUGGUUGCACGAGGCAAGAUACGAUCAGUAGUGUACGGAGCAUGUGCAAGAAUACAGGAUGUAGUAUUCCCCUCCUCCAUUGUGCUGGACAAGCCAUGCGGUCAAGCAGGAAGUUAAUUCUUAUUUGUAAUGAUUGGUCAAGAGAAUGUGCGGGUGGAGCUUAAUAUGGGAGGAGUUAUGUGCCUAUAUAGGGAGCCUGCACUAUUGUUCAGGGCUCAGAACUUGCUGUAUUUUUGGUGACAUUAGUCCCUCUGAGUCCCGAUCGGUGAUCCAAUAAAGAAUCUCUUCCUUCCUGAAGAAACCUGUGUCCAUCCCUCUGUGCUUUGCUUCCGUCAGUUUCUCCGGUAUCAAGACAGUGUUGGGCUAUGUAGUCAGGGCAAGAAGCAGGUAGUUCUGUUCACUCAUGCCAACUAACUCUGUCCAUGUCUGUGUCCUUUGUCUUUGACCACCUUAGCUAUAUUGUAAAUUUAUGCCAUUGUUUUUUUUUUGGGACUGUCAAAAGAACAGAGAAGUAGAUAGACAUUUAGUCUAUAAUGGUGCAAUUAAAAUAGAGGUUUGGAUAUAACCAUAACAUUUUUGAUAGCUUCACAGCAGUUAGUAGAUACAUUUUGGGCUGCCCUAACACCUAUUGGCCAGAUAUAGUCCUCAUGUGCUUUUGUGCACACUGCCUAGUCAGACAAAGCAGAAAUUAAAUUGCAUUAAUUUACUUGCUAAAGACUUGAACAUUGAACAUUCGAAUGCUAAGACUUGCCAUGGUCGUUAGAAAAGUCUAGAAUGAUUAAAUUCUAUUCAAUAAAAUGGACUGAGCUAAUUCAUACAAUAGAUAGUAAGUAAUGUAGAUUUUCUUUAUCUUGGUUUACUGAAGCGUGAUUGGGGGUGAAUGUGAUUAAAGUAUCCAACUCUUGUUUUUUGUGUUAUUUAAUAGGCUACAAUGUGGUGGGCCCUGAAAGCUCGUUUAAUUUAUACCAGCAAGAAAGAAGAAAACAACAUUAUUGGCAUGAUGCACAAGUUAAGUCAUGUUGGCAACAGAAUCCAUAACUCCUUCACUGCUGGAAUGCUACCUUCACCGGGCAAGGAUAAGGCCAGUAUUUUAAAUUACUGGGGGUGUUUGGUGUCCUGGGCUGUUAGCCAUCCUCUCUUCCUUUACUAUUUGUCCUGUUUCAUUUAUUUAUUUUUUUACCAUCCAUUAUCUCUGUUAUUUCUAAAUCUGUAUUCUCUCAUUCCUGCCUCCCCCAAGCUUUACCCUCUCUCUCUCUUUCUCUCUAACAGCUUUGCUGUUUCCCUCCUACUCAAUCUUUUUUUCCUCUCACCCUUGCUAUUUUCUUUUCUUCCUGCAAUCUCCCAUUUCAUUCUUUCGCUCUGUCUUUGCUCUUUGAGGUUCCAAGCUUAUCUAUAAAGGUAUGUCUCACCUGCAUCACCUUUCUAUGGCAGGACAGCUGUGUCCUAAUUUUUAUUUCUUUAAUCCCAUGUCUGUCUAUUUCCUAACAAUGUUAAAACUCACAAUCAGUAGAAAGCCUUAGUAUGCAGAGGGUGUGAUGCUCUUUACAAUGUAUAACAAUUUACAAUGAAUGUUCUAUGUGACCUAUAAAAUUCAUAUUGCACAGCAUGGUCCUGCUUCAGAACUUUGGCUUUUGAUAAUGCUCUACAAGUUUUUGGCAUGGUGCUUUUCCUGAGAAUGUUAUCAAGCUCAGCAGGUCUCAUAGAACAUAUCUAAAUGAUGAUUUGCUGUUUUAUUGCUUUUAAUGCUCUUUGAUUAUAGGAUGCAGAGAUUUAUGAUUGAAGCCUUGCAGGUAGUUCGUGAAAUGCCAUCAAUUUUUUUGAGUGAUUCUGUACAGUAAUGUGGGAUCUGCUGUUAAAUAGCGGGAGUGCCAGGUAGUGUGGAGGUGCAGUGCUGUUUCCGAAAGGAAGUGGCAUUGGUAUUAUACAGGGCAUGCAGGGCAUGAAUCUAGGCCAGCUGUAUCAGACACGUGUGGGUGGUUUGCAAGCUGAGAUAGAGAGGGAUUAGCAUAUACCAUCCUCCCACAGACUGUAUUGCUUAGAGAAGAUCAAUGGGAUCAAUGGUACAGCAGACGAUACGGAGGGAUAUCGGGAUGAUAACACUCACAGAGAGGUGCAUAGAAAGGAACCUACCAGGUAAGCCACAGAUCAGAGAAGCUUUUAUUCCUCACAGAGGGCAUGUUUUUUGGCAUGGAGUUAGAGUUAGGUAAUAGAUCUUUUACAAUGCAUGCUAAUUUCAGUGUUUUCAUUCUCCACAUAGCCUUGUAAAACUUAUCGCACAUAUCAAAAAUUACACUCCUUACAAAAAUGCUCUCAUAAGUGUCUCAUCAUUUUUAUAGUGGGUGGCACUCCUUCUCCAAACAUACCCUCAAUUUACAUUUCAGCUUUAUUCCUCAAGUGGUUACUUCCUUAUCCCAACACAUCCAUCACACACACCAAUCUUAAACAGUCCAGUCUCCUUUAUUUACACAUAGGGCACUAGUAGUGCCUGUCUUCCUUACUAUUGGUUGGAAGCAGUAACACUACUCUUGACACCAUAUGACAGCAAAGUACAGAUUUCUAUUACACAGGGCAGGAAUGUCAGUCUUCUCAUCUACCAAACUAGGACAAUUGCGGUCUCAAUCUGUACAACCAUUAAAGACAGUGGUAGUACCAAUCUCCAUUGCAUAGAGUGGGAGGCAGUGAUGCAAGACUAACCUUUUGCUCUCUUACAUAGCAGAAUGCAAUACAACUAGGUUUACUGGCACCCAGCCUAGACACCUGUAUAUCCAUUAUGCCAUAUAUAGGGUGAAAAUAACUGGCGUCAGGUUUUCAAGACAUCUAACACAUCUUAUUCUUCUAUUUUAACCUGAAUAGUGCCAUCCAGAGUUUGUUUGUCUACAAUUCUGUGAUUAGUAAUUAAACCUUGAGCUGUAAACAGGAUAAAGCCAUCAGUAAAAGUUGGCAACAGGGAAGGAGGGGGGAAUAAUCCUUAUCAAAGUAACCAGAGCAGAUUUAAGGAAUGGGAUUUGAUUUCAAACAGGUGUACUCAAUGACAUGAAUCAAUUAUCAUGGUACAGGGAACAAAGACUGUAGCGAAUUUAAAAAAAAUUGCAUAAAAAUUGGUGUGGAACACAGGACAGAGAGGCUAAUAGGAAUUGUAUUAAGAAGCUAUGGGAAUUUGAGGAUAUAAAAUCGUACCAAAGGGAAACCAGCAGCUGAGCUUUGAGAAGGUAGGGGCAGGAUUAAGCAGUUGUCUUGGUGACAGUGAAUCAGGAAAUUAGAUGUUUAAGUCAUUCUCACAUGUUUUUUUUAGUGCCUACAGAGAAGAUCAAAAAUAAGCAAACAAAUGCAGUGUGGCACACAACAUAGGAGAAACGAAAGCAGUCAGGGCAAUGCACACAGCACUACUGACAAAGUUUAAAUCUAUCCAACAGGUUAUGGAAUCCCCUCUUUCUGCUCCUCAUGGGAUCCAAAUCAAUGAUAUAACCUGUGACUCUUUCCGUGUGUCCUGGGAGAUGCCACCUUAUGACAUCCAGAGAAUAACUCACUACUUCAUUGAUCUGAACAAGACAGGCGGUCAGAAGGAAAACAAGUUCAAACAUAGGGUGAGUUAUGGGGUACACUUAUUUGCAAUAAAAUGACUAAUAGUAGACUAUUGCAACUAUAUACAUUACCUGUGAUUAGUAGCAGGUGUAACCUAUUUAGUCUUUAUAUCUUUGGUAUGUAUGUUUGCGCUGUUUUGGCAUUGUACCUGUAAUUCAUACAAUCAGUAUCUUAGUUCCCUAACACUAUGGAUGGUCUAGGGUGUAAUGGUAAUCUCAUUUCUCAAUGCAACUACCAUGCAAUGUGGGUUUUAUAGCUGGGGAUCUGUCUGAUCCGGAGUAUCCCCUUCCACAAAGGACGUACCAACCAAACUGGUUGCGAAGGCGGUGGCUUUACCCAUGACAGUCCGUGGUCACUGGUUCCUGAGUCCACGUACUGAAUACACACUUGCUGUACAGACUGCAGUGAAACGCAGUGAUGGGGAAUAUAGUGUUUCUGGCUGGAGUGAAACAGUGAGCUUCUGUACAGGGGGUAAGAUACAUAUUGCAUGCAUGUCUGAUAUCCUUACAUUAGUGUGUGUGUGUAUAUAUAUAUAUAUAUAUAUAUAUAUAUAUAUAUAUAUAUUUUCAAAUUUCAAGUCUUAGGCCCUCUCCUCCUUUCAUAAAAUGUGGGCUCUGUGGCUCAGAUAUGACCAGGCCCACUAGAGCUGCGCCUGGGAAUUACCUCUUUUUGUUUUCUCCCAUCUUCACUGCAGGAGCUUCUCCCCCCCCCACCCCCUUCCUUCCUCUGUUUCGCCUUAUUUUAUCCUACAUUUUUCUCUUUAUUUCUCUUUCCUCUUCUAGUUUGGCUUUGUUCACUUAUCUUUGUAAACUUGGGGUCAAGUCUGCAUUGUACUCAGGGCCGGAUUAAGAGCACAGUGAGCCUGGUGCUGACAAUUAUGAUGGCCCGAAUUACGGAAUAUUAUCGACCAAAAACACUAAAACAGUCAUACCUCCCAAGCGUCAUCUGAUGGAGAUGGUGCUGGAGGGAAACUCAUAGAAUGCAGCUAUAAGAAAACACAUACUCUAUGCUAAUUUCUCUCUAAUUUAUGCUUUCAUCUUUCAAGUAAAUCCAUAACCCCUAACAGCAGUGUCCAGUGAAGCAGGAAGUCAAUGGGCGGGGUAAAAGGGUGUGCCACUGGCGCGAAUCACGUGACAAGACCUGCCAAAAGGGGUGAACAUGCCCAAAAAGGCAUGUCAGGCUGCCUUCCAAUCUUGCAGGCUGUCCAACUAAGGGCAUACUAUGCAGGCAGCACCUUGAGCUUGACAUAAAUGCGUCUAAUAAUGCGCUCACUCCAUGCUUUCUAAGGACUUUCGCCUAGCACUCGCUGGUCCACUUGUCUCCUUACCUUCUUACUAGCAGGCAGAAGUUCCUGGUAUAUAGUCUGAGACAGAGUAAAGGUGUAUGUAGUGAGUGUAGAAGAAAGGGGACAUGCCACAGUGUUAGAAAGACCAAUGUCUGCAUUACCUAAACUAAUUUUAAUGUCAGCCAGUCCACACAAGUUUUGUUCCCAUACAUCCCUCUUCCAAACUUAAAGGGACACUAUAGUCACCAGAACAACUACAGCUUAUUGUAUUUGUUCUGGUAAGCAGAAUCAUUCCAUUCAGGCUUUUUGCAGUAAACACUGUCUUUUCAGAGAAAAUAACUCCACUGGCCGCUCCUGAGAUGGCUGCUAGAGGUGCUUCCUGGGGCAGUACUGCCUAGUGUGCAGCACUGCCAUUCAGUGUCUCCACACUCUGCAUGCAGAUACUGAACUUUCCUCAUAGAUAUGCAUUGAUUCAAUUUAUCUUUAUGAGGAGAUGCUGAUUGACCAGGGCUAUGUUGGACUUGUGCUGGCUCUGCCCCUGAUCUGUCUAGUUGACAGUCUCAGCCAAUCCUAUGGGGAAGUAUUGUAAUUUGCUCAGACCACCACUUCUGAGCCAGCAGCUGCAGACUUGAAUACAAGUAAUAUUUUACUAUAUUUAGGGAGGCAAAGGAACCAGAGGGGCUAGAUGGUGGUUUUAACACAAUAGGGUCAGGUGAUUGUGUUACUGACUCUAUAGUGCUCCUUUAAGCAUGAGUAUGUGAAGAGUAGUUAAGGUUGCAACCUUUCUUGGAAAAAAACACCAGCCUUAAUCAUUUGUAUAAUUAGUUAUGUGUGACAUCACAUGAUGUAAAUCACAAGGAGUGACAGCAGAGAAAAUUCUGUAAAAUCACAAACUACUCACAGUUUGAUGCUGCUGUAUAGAUGGAUUGCUCCCAGUGUCUCCCUGUCUCCCAGUGUCUCAGUCUCGCAAGUCACCCAGUGUCUCAGUGUCCCUAUGUAUCACAGUGUCAGUGUCCCCAUGUUGCCCAGUCCCCUAGUCUCCCAGUGUCUGUGUCCCUAUUUCUCCCAGUGUCCCAAUGUCUCAGUGUGUCCCCAUGUCACUAGGAUACUGGGGACACUGAGAGACAUGGGGACACUGAGAGACCCGGGGACACAGAGACAUGGGGACACAGAGACAUGGGGACACUGAGACAUUAGGGACACAGACACUGGGAGAGAUGGGGACACUGAAACAUUUGGGGACACUAAGACACUAGGGACACAGAGACAUGGGAACACAGACACUGGGACACUAGGGGACACUGGGAGACAGACACUUAGGGACACUGGGAGACAUGGGGACAGUUGUGGACAUAGACAUGGGGACACUGGGACAUAUAGGGACACUGGGAGACAUGGGGACACCAGGCACACUGAGACACUAGGAACACAGACACUGGGAGACAUGGGGACACUGAAACAUUUGGACACUGUCCCCAUGUUUUCCAGUGUCCCCAAGUGUCCCCAGGUCUCCCAGUGUCUGUGUCCCCAUGUGUCCUAGUGUCUCAGUGUCCCCUAGUGUCUCAGUGUCCCUGUAUGUCCCCUAGUGUCUCAGUGUCCCCUAGUGUCUCAGUGUCCCCAUGUUUUCCAGUGUCUCAGUGUUCCCAGGUCUCCCAGUGUCUGUGUCUUAGUGUCUCAGUGUCCCCUAGUGUCCGUGUCACCAUGUGUCCCCUAGUGUCUCAGUGUCCCCAUGUGUCCCUGCUGCCUUUCCCCCCAUCUCUCACUUACCUGAGCUGUAGAGCUGCUGUCUGGACUCUGUGCUGUGUAGCUGCUCCCCCGUGGAUGAGUGAGUAGUAGAGAGAGGCAGGGAUAUUCUGUAACUUCCUAUCCCUGCCUCUCUCCACACACAGUGACCCCUACUGGCCGGUGCUGAUAUUGCAGAGUAAUUUCCAUUUAUUCUGAGAAAAUGACCUGCAUUUGUAUUGCCGGUAUUACUGCAAUACUGGCACGCCAGGCAGCCUCAAAUACCGGCUGUGCCAGUAAAAUACCAGUCAGGUGGCAAACCUAAGAGUAGUGUGUGUAAAAAAAAUGGGCCUAUUCCAUGGGCCUGGGCCUGGAGCUGCAGCUCCAUCAGCCCCUAUGCUGAUCCGGCCCUGAUUGUACUUAAUCACUAUAUUGUCAUUGUAUCUAUGUGGCUUGUCUCUUAAAUAAAUUGAAAAAAAAAAUUCAAGUCCUAUGUUAUAAGUCAGGACUAAAGUUACUCACAACUAAAGUUAAUUUCUACUCACAAGGGCUAUAUUUGUUCUUGCCACUGGCUAGUAACAAGUGGAAAUUAUGAGCCUUGAUAUAUGUGUAUAGUUCGACAGUAUAUUAGAAUCUGUAGUAAGAGAUUAUAAGUACAAACCUCUCUGUACAUGACUGUAAAGCCAGUUUUUAAAUACAUGAUCAGAAUCUAGAAAAAUGUGUCAUCCAUAAUAUCACAACAGCACAGAAAUGAAUUUAGUAACCGCGGGAAAUAAUUGUGAUACCCGGUACAGGCUCAUGAAAUUCCACAAAAACAGAUGGAAAGUUAUGCAGAUAAUCCCAAAACAUACAAUAUAAGUGACGUCUUUAUCAUUUUCAGAUUAUGCAAUUGAACAAGUGAAGCAGCUACAGGAGAAGGCAGAAGGAAUCGCUGGGCGCAUGUUACCAUUCCAAGUCUUCUACAGAAACCAGACUGAAGAAUACUUUCAACACGUCAGGUGCAUAAAGUCUCCAUGUUUGCAGUGUCAAUAUAUUCAGUUCAUUCACUAUUCUAUCACAAAUAGAGCAAAAUUGUAGGGUAUAAUUUUAGUAACAAUAGAAACCCCUUUGGUGGGCAUUUAGAUAGAUAGAUAGAUAGAUUAUCUAUCUAAAUCACAAACUAAAAUAACAGACAAUAGUUAUACCCACUAUAACCAGUAUCAUACACCACUUAGUGAUCAAUAUACUUCCCAAGAGUAUUGGAUAUCCAACUGGAUUAUGCAGUACUUGACCCAACAAGAAUCUAUAAAAUAAUACAGAAAUACAUUUAGGCACUGAAGAAGACUGGGAAUCAGUUGAAACGCGUUUGCUGCAUCAUUUUUUACUGAAGGACUUAUUGUGGUGGUGGUAGUGUAUAUAAUUUUUUGUUGUUAUUUUACACACUGCUUUUAAAAGUCCUAUUUUAUAUAUGUAAUACCUUUUAAUAGCAAAUAUAACUUUGCAAAGCAUUAAGCAUCGUUGAUGUAUAUCCUAAGUCAGAAUUGGCACCCAGAAGCUCUCUAUAUAGAGCCUGGGAGUGUUUUCUCUAUAAACAUAUUUGCAGAUUGCACUGUGUAUUUCUGUAUUAUUUUAUAGAUUCUUGUUGGGUCAAGUACUGCAUUAUCCAGUUGGAUAUCCAAUACUCUUGGAAAGUAUAUUGAUCACUAAGUGGUGUACGAUACUGGUUAUAUUGGGUAUACUAUUGUCUGUAAUUUUAUUUUAUGCAUUUUAAGGUGUUUAGGGAUACACCUUUACACACCAAAUUAGUGAUCUUGUUGACGAAGCGCCAAUACACCUGCUAUUUCACAGCCUUUAUUUUGAAUAAAUCACAAACUAGUACAUUUCACCUUUCAGGACUGUUAUGAGAGAUGCUUUGUCAUGAAUUGUCUAAAGGAGCACACCAAGCACCAUAACCACAACAGCAGAUGUUAGUAGUUAUAGUUCCUGGUAAGCCAUGCCACCUCCUUCACAUUGUCAGGAGACCCUAUAUCAGUAUGGAAUAUACCAUUUACAUGCUAUCAGCAGCUUUAUAAAUAAAUAAUAGAGUCUCUAAGGAUCUGGUUUUUAUGACAACAUAAAAUGAUUAAAAUUAUGUGUGUAAUAGGCAUUAGGCUAGUCAAAAAAAAAAAAAAAAAAAGCAUACUAUUAUUUCAAAUAUAGCAUACAAGGUAGACAAUCCUUUAUUUUUAUGCACUGUGAAGAUUAUUAGCGUCCAAUAAUAUACACACACACCUAAUAUAGGAUCAAUACGUAAUCCUAUACAUAUGUAGUAUUGCUGUUGAUUAAAUUGAUAAUUGUGGAGAAUUGACAAAGGAGCUGCAAAUAUGAGAAAUUAUUAUAGCUAAUUUUAAUUAAGAAUUUUCCAGUUUGGCCAUUUUGAACUAAAAUGUGCGUUUCCCCAGUCAUUUUAUCACAAUGUCCAUUUUAAUGAGUAUAAUUAUUCAUUAAAAGUUUUGUUUUCUUCUUUGAAGUAUUGUUGAAGUAUUGCUUUCUUCCUUAUUUGCCCAGAGAAAAGUGGGGUGGUGUGAUGUUCCCGUCUCUAAAAGAUCAGAGUGGCAGCCAUGGAUCACCCAUCAGUGGUACACUUAAUGGUGUGUUUUUCAGUUGCAAUACCGAAUUCAACACAGGUCUUCCUCCUCAUGAUUCACCAUAUGGAAGGUGGAGGGUGACUGUACCAGCUGAAAACCUCUUCAAUGAAGGCACACACCUCUACUUUGCAGAUUUCUAUUGCAUGUAUACCGCCUACCAUUAUGUUGUCUUGGUGUUGGCACCUCGAGGGUCUCAAGGAGAUGCCUACUGCAGCGCCCGUCUGCCACUGCUUGACCCUCACAGCAACCCGUUCCUGACUCGUGGGGAGCAAGGCAAAUACUGGCACGCACAAGAUCUGAUUCUGGAAGUAAUAUACACAGAGCCAGUGCCUCUGAGGUUGGGGCAAUUAGCGGAAAUCAAGGGGCAUCAACUAAUGAGCCUCUCCACUACCAAUGCCAAGAAGGACCCCAGUUGUAAAGUGUGCAAUAUCAGUGGAGGGCAUUAGGGACACUGGAGAUUUAUGUUACUUGUGAAAUGUAUUUACAGAUUAAUUUAGAAAAAUCUCUUGUUGGUUACGGGAGCGUGGAAGAGUUAAAUCCUAGUGCAGGAUUGUCCAACCAAUCCUUUAUGCCUUGUAUUCCUGACAGAGUGUACACUUAUAUUUUGUUAGUAUGUGUCUACUACUUUAUUUGGCUGUUUACAUCCAUAAUAACUGUGGUGACCUGUAGGACUGUUUGCAUGGCUGAGCUGUAAAGGCAAGCCAUUACUAUUUUAGGGAAUAGACAGAGGACAAAAUAACACAGCAGGUUAUUAAGUGUGAGAUUGAAAGGCAACAUUUUCUCAUAAAGCACCUGAAAUUGAAUAUAGUAUGUGUAUAUGUAUUCAUAUAAAAUGUGGUCAUGUAAAAAGUAAUAUUAUCUAAACGUCUAUCCCAAAGGCACAGAACAAAUAAAUGUUUUACGAAUAACCCUGCUUGAGGGCAAGGGGUCAGAUGGUUGUUUAGUCACAUUUCUUUAUCCCUAUGUGCUCAUGCAAGGAUAUUGUAUAAAUGUGUGUCUGGGUAUAUCCUGAGGAUAAAUCUGGUAAAUAAGAUCUACUGCUCUAUAUGAAAAGUAAGGAUGUGAGAGACUUGGAAAGUGGAUCCUCUGCUAAAGAAAGAUUUACAUAUGAAAUGAACAAAAGGGGCAAAAAAAAACAAAAUUCCAUCCUUGUGAUGUCUUUGAACAAAUAAAGACUUUUAAAGUGGCGCUGUCAUGUAU
Molecule: messenger RNA, 28071 nt
Organism: Pelobates cultripes (western spadefoot toad)
Lineage: Eukaryota; Metazoa; Chordata; Amphibia; Anura; Pelobatidae
Source: the annotation of a GenBank genome assembly